AGAGAGUGAGAGAGAGAGAGAGAGACAGAGACAGAGACAGAGAGAGAGAAGAGAGUAUCGUGCGCCUCUCAGCCAGUCUCGGUAAAGAGAGGAAAUUAUCGUGCGCCUCUCAGUCAGUCUCAGUAGCGCAUUGUGCCCACCCUCCCCAAACAGCAAAGGAUGCAGACACUCCAAUCGCCUUCUCUCCGCUUCUCACCCUUAGAAUCCCUCUCUUUACCCAAACACCCAACCGUCCGACGCGUCAGAUCCAGUAACGUCAGACGCGCCACCACCAUCUCCGCUUCCGGGUCUGCCCCGAAGAGGGAGACCGACCCUAAGAAGCGGGUCGUCAUAACGGGGACGGGCCUCGUCUCCGUCUUCGGCAACGACGUCGACACCUACUACGAUCGCCUCCUUGCCGGUGAGAGCGGCAUCGGACCCAUCGAUCGCUUCGACGCCUCCAAAUUCCCCACUCGAUUCGGCGGUCAGAUCCGAGGGUUCAAGUCCGACGGCUACAUCGACGGCAAGAACGAUCGGCGUCUUGAUGACUGCCUUCGCUACUGCCUUGUCAGUGGCAAGAAGGCGUUGGAGAAUGCCGGCCUCGGUGCGGGCCAUCUUGAUAAGAUAGAUAAGGAGCGAGCUGGUGUGCUUGUUGGGACGGGCAUGGGUGGUCUUACAGUGUUUUCUGACGGCGUUCAGUCACUUAUAGAGAGAGGUUACAGGAAAAUAACCCCAUUUUUCAUUCCAUAUGCCAUAACAAACAUGGGCUCUGCCUUGCUUGCAAUUGAACUUGGUUUCAUGGGGCCGAACUAUUCAAUUUCUACUGCAUGUGCUACCUCCAAUUACUGCUUCUAUGCUGCUGCUAACCACAUCCGGCGAGGCGAGGCUGAUUUAAUGCUUGCUGGGGGAACUGAAGCUGCAAUUAUUCCCAUUGGCUUAGGUGGUUUUGUUGCAUGUAGAGCUCUAUCCCAGAGAAACGAUGAUCCCCAGACUGCAUCUAGGCCAUGGGAUAAAGACCGAGAUGGCUUUGUUAUGGGUGAAGGUGCUGGAGUAUUGGUAUUGGAGAGCUUGGAACAUGCAAUGAAACGUGGUGCACCAAUUAUUGCCGAGUACUUGGGAGGUGCUGUUAACUGCGAUGCUUAUCAUAUGACGGAUCCUAGAGCCGAUGGACUUGGUGUCUCAACAUGCAUUGAAAGGAGUCUUGAAGAUGCUGGUGUGGCCCCAGAAGAGGUUAACUACAUAAAUGCACAUGCAACUUCCACACUUGCUGGAGACCUGGCCGAGGUGAAUGCUAUCAAGAAGGUCUUCAAGAACACUUCGGAAAUCAAAAUCAAUGCAACCAAGUCUAUGAUUGGGCACUGCCUUGGAGCUGCAGGCGGACUUGAAGCCAUUGCUACAGUGAAAGCAAUUAAUACUGGGUGGCUGCAUCCUACCAUAAAUCAAUUUAAUCCAGAGCCUUCAGUUGAGUUUGAUACGGUGGCAAAUACAAAGAAGCAGCAUGAAGUGAAUGUUGCCAUUUCAAAUUCUUUUGGAUUCGGAGGACACAACUCGGUGGUGGUUUUUUCUGCGUUCAAACCUUGAUUACAGACCGGGUCCAUAUAACCACAAGAAGGGGGCCUGCUUUUCUUGAUAAACUAGAUACCCAUUACUUUUUCAUCUUUGAUUUCUUCUCCUUUCUUUGACUGUUAUGAAUUGUCGGCUGAGAAGGAAUGAUUUUUCUGAGUGGAAGCUUUUAAUUUUCUGAAUAAAAGUAGCGAGAGUUGAGAUUUUAGUUGCAUUCGGAAUCAUAGUUUAUGGAUCUUGGACUGUUGGCCAGGUAGUUUUUAGUUGCAUUCAGAAUCAUAGUUUAUGGAUCUUGGACUGUUGGCCAGGUCAUAGUUUUUCCCCCACUUAGCGUUUUAGAUGAAUUUCUGAUGCGUUGUAGACAGCAACCUUUAAUAUUUCUUGAGGGAUUACUUAAAUUUCAUAUUCAUAGUUCUCUCUA
This is a messenger RNA of Magnolia sinica, 1963 nucleotides long. Its product is annotated as 3-oxoacyl-[acyl-carrier-protein] synthase I, chloroplastic-like. Gene Ontology annotation, molecular function: 3-oxoacyl-[acyl-carrier-protein] synthase activity. Gene Ontology annotation, biological process: fatty acid biosynthetic process. The transcript is spliced from 7 exons. The record is from RefSeq and is a predicted model, not a curated record. NCBI's taxonomy places the organism in Eukaryota, Viridiplantae, Streptophyta, Magnoliopsida, Magnoliales, Magnoliaceae. The coding region runs from base 160 to 1560 and encodes 466 amino acids.